Messenger RNA from Catharus ustulatus (Swainson's thrush), 6912 nucleotides. Its product is annotated as myogenesis-regulating glycosidase-like. The transcript has 2 exons. Gene Ontology annotation, molecular function: hydrolase activity, hydrolyzing O-glycosyl compounds. The record is from RefSeq and is a predicted model, not a curated record. Lineage: Eukaryota; Metazoa; Chordata; Aves; Passeriformes; Turdidae. Gene Ontology annotation, biological process: skeletal muscle fiber development; carbohydrate metabolic process. Bases 417 to 2453 code for a protein of 678 amino acids.
GCGGCCGCCCGUCCUGGCCGGGCUCCGCUCGCCUUGGCACACCCCGGCCGGAGGGUUGGCUGCUCGCACAUCCGUCACGGUGCCUGAGGAAACACGGCGGUGACGUGCUGGUCCCCUCCUCCUGCCCGCGGACACCCGCUGCUGGCGGAGCCGCCGCUCGGAGCGCCCCGGUGAUGGAGAGGACGGAGCUGCCGGGGACGCGGAGAUGUGGCAGUGCUCCUUUUCUGUGUGCUUAAAAAGACGUCUGUGGUGGAGCCAGGCGGCAGGCAGGGAUCCCCAGGGAGCCAUGGCCAGAGAGGGGUGUUCUGGGACGCGGUGGAGGUCGGAGCUCUUCUAGCAAUCCAGUGUCUUCUGAGAGCCCCAGGCGUGCUUCCUUGCAAUUCCUCUGCAGAAAGCUCUAGAGAAAGCGCAGCAACAUGUACACCUUCCUGCCAGAGAACUUCACACCGGUGAAGCAGAAACCCUCCAAGGAGCUGAGGCCCAUGCUGGGCGCCAUCUUGCUGGGCCUCAUCCUGUUCAUUGCUGCAGUGGUGGCCUGGUGCUACUACACCGUGUCCCUGAGGAAGGCGGAGCGGCUCAAGACGGAGCUGAUGGACCUGCGGGCGGACGGCUUCGUCAUCCGCAACCAGCACGGGGAGGUGGUGUUCCGGCUGGCCUUCCGCUCGGGCAGCCUGGACCUGGAGUCGUGCUCCAAGGAGGGCGAGAUCCUGAGCUGCUCACGCUCGAGCCGGGGGCCGCUCAACUUCUUCAUCCAGACGGUGAAGCCCAAGGACACGGUGAUGUGCUACCGCGUGCGCUGGGAGGAGCUGGCGGCCGGCCCGGCCGUGGAGCACACCAUGUUCUGGGAGGACGCCCACUGGUACGGGGGCUCGGAGAUGAGCACCCAGCACUGGCCCAUCCGCCUGGCCGGCUACCAGGAGCCCGUGCCCUACGUGACCAGCGACGUCUACUCCUUCCGCGACAGCUUUGGCGGCAUCCUCGAGCGCUACUGGCUCUCCUCCAAGGCGGCGGCCAUCAAGAUCAACGACUCCGUGCCCUUCCACCUGGGCUUCAACGCCACCGAGCGCACCCUCUUCUUCCAGGCCCGCUACAAGGACUCACCCUACAAGCCUCCCCCGGGCCAGCAGCCCUUCCCCGAGCUCAGCUACCGCGUCUGCGUGGGCUCCGACGUCACCUCCAUCCACAAGUACAUGGUGCGCAGGUACUUCAACAAGCCCUCCAAGAUCCCUGCUGAGAACGCCUUCCGAUACCCCAUAUGGUCCACAUGGGCCCUCUACAAGAAUGAUAUUGACCAGGAUAAACUCUUGCGGUUUGCUGAAAAGAUCAAGAAAUAUCAUUUUAACUGCAGCCACAUUGAGAUUGAUGACAUGUAUACCCAAGCCUAUGGGGACUUUGACUUUGACCCUGUCAAGUUCCCCAAUGUAACAGAGAUGUUUGCAAAACUGAGAGAAGAUGGAUUUAAGGUCACCCUGUGGAUUCAUCCUUUUGUAAACUACAAUUCCUCCAAUUUUGGCGUGGGGAUUGAGCGUCAGCUGUUCAUCAAGGAGCCCUCAGGGCGGCUGCCAGCCAUGGUGGAGUGGUGGAACGGCAUCGGGGCCAUCCUGGACUUCACCAACCCAGCAGCCCGUGACUGGUUCCAGAGCCACCUGCGCCAGCUCCAGCACAAGUACGGCAUCUCAUCCUUCAAGUUCGACGCAGGCGAGACCAGCUACCUGCCCAAGCAGUUCAGCACCUUCCGCCCACUGUCGGACCCCAGCAUCUGGUCCCGGCGCUACACGGAGAUGGCCAUCCCCUUCUACGAGCUGGCCGAGGUGCGGGUGGGCUACCAGUCACAGAACAUCUCCUGCUUCUUCCGCAUCAUUGACCGCGACUCUGUCUGGGGCUACGAGCUCGGCCUCAAGUCCCUCAUCCCCACCGUCCUCACCAUCAGCAUGCUGGGGUACCCCUUCAUAUCUGCUGACAUGAUUGGGGGCAAUUUUUUCCCCAAUAAAACGAAUGGAGCAGUGGAGAUCCCCGACCGGGAGCUGUACGUGCGCUGGCUGGAGCUGUCAGCCUUCAUGCCCUCCAUGCAGUUCUCCAUCCCACCCUGGCUCUACGACAAGGAGGUGGUGGAGAUUGCACAGAAGUUCAUGGAGCUCCACGAGUCGCUGGUGGCCCCGCUGCUGCUGGAGCUGGCCGGGGAGGUCACCGACACAGGCGACCCCAUCAUCCGUCCCAUCUGGUGGAUCUCGCCCCGUGACGAGGCCACUCACCGGAUCGACUCCCAGUUCCUCAUUGGGGACACCCUCAUGGUGGCUCCUGUGCUGGAGAUGGGCAAGCAGGAGCGGGAUGUCUACCUGCCAGCGGGCAAGUGGCGCAGCUACAAGGGGGAGCUGUUUGAGAAGACCCCAGUGCUGCUCACUGACUAUCCCGUUGACCUGGAUGAGGUUGCCUAUUUCCUCUGGGUUUCCUAAGAGGCUUCUUCAUCAGCUUGGGAAUAACCAUGCCUUACCUAGGACUUUCUAACAAAUAAUAACUCUAAUUGCACAUUUCAUUUGAGACUGGGGUGGAGAAAGGGAACUCAAUAGACUUCACUGUUCUUGGGGAUAAUUUUUUUUUUUUUUUUGAGUAUUGAUCUUGAUUUUUCAAAUUUGGGUCUUGUGGUAGGCUCUGAUUGGAUUACAGUAGGCAGCAAUUUAUCUGUAUAGUUCAGAAAGGAGUUGUCAGUCUAUCUGCAGGCACAUAGUAAACCCAAUGCCUUUUCAGUUCUCGAGGACAAGAGUUGGAAGUUCCUUAGUGCCUGUUGGGAGCAUUCCUAGUCUUGUGGGAGCACCUGGCACUGGGUAUGGGGGUGCGUGCUAUGGGAAGACUGCUACAGCACAGCCUGCCCUAAGUUUUAUAAUAUGGCAAAUAUAUUCAAAUGGAUAUUUUUAAGAGAUAAAGCAAAAUAGAGUUACAUAUAUAUAUAUACACACACACACCUAUUUUUUCCCCCUUUUGCCUGGCAUGGUGCUGGACUAACAGUUGCCCCAUGCUCCUUCUUUCCUGGGUCGCAGGCAGGCCAGGUCACUCAAGUGAUGUCCAUAUGUUUUAACUGAAUGGGUUGCUUAUUUCCUGCUGGGACAGCUGCAUCCCACCUGCUCACCCAUUUGACUUCCUCUACAAGGCUCUUGCCUGUGUGCUUUGCCUGGGGCAUCAACAAUGCCUUUCCUAGAGCAGCGCCAUCUGUACCAGCAUGUUCCAUUUUUUAAGCAUUUAUGACCCCACUUGGUUACAUGAUUAUCCUGCUAAUACCAUGCUUUAUGGUUUUUAAGGAACUGAUGAGGUUUGUUGCUGGCAGAAGGGCUGCCUGGAGCAAGGCUGUCCUCAGGCAGUCCGUGCGGUGCUUCCCUGGGAACAUCCAGUUCCCAAGAGCAGCACGUGCUGUGGAUUGACAGUGCCGUUUGCCGGUAGCCAGGUUGCCUGUGGGUGGAAAACACCGGCUCUACGAACUGAUGGGUCUGUGCCAGCGGCUGUUCUCACUGCACCCACGGAAAUGUUCUCAUCUAACAUGAAGUUAAGCUAAUACCCAUCUCAGGUCGCCGUUAGAGGUGAUAAUUUUGUUAAGGGUUUUCCUGAGUCAGCCCUCCUCUCUGCCUGGGAAGCUCCCAGGGAGCUUGUCAAGCAGCAUUGGUGUUGCUGGAGGUGGGAUUGCUGACAAAGGCUUCUGGAGGGCAUAUGAGGUGUUGUGAUCCUGCAUCCCAAGUCCCCAGCAGCUGCCUCUUUGGCAGAUUUCCCAUUUGGUUUUGUAUGGGAAAAUGCAUUUGCUGAGAUCUGAGGCGGGGCAAACAGGAUUGAAGUCCGGCAGCCUUCCUCCCUAAGGCAAGAGUUCCCAGCGCUGCCCCAGUUGGGAACAUGUGUCAGCCCCUGAAUUUUUAACGAGCUUCUGCAGAAUUGAAUUGUGAUGACUGGGAAGGGUUGGGCACUGUGCCCAGGUUCCAGCCAGCCAAGGGCAGCUCAGCAUCUAUGGGGCUUCUCCUGGAAUUGUGUCUGGGCUGGGCAUGGUCUGGCACCCAGGGAGAUGGUGCCAUGUUUUGGGUCGGGUUGGGUACCAGUGAGGAUCUUUCUCAAAGUCCAUCUCCUGCCACAGAGCUUUUCAGGAGGCAGAAAAGGAGAUGUACUAAGUUUGAGAGUUGUGAUGGGAUGCAGGAGGAGAAAUGUUGGUGUAGGGGCAAAAUCUGAAGUGCUUUUGUAGUUAGGAAAUGAGGAAGUCUGGUUUGAUGGACUCCCUUAAGACCUGAAUCUGCUCUGUAUGGUUUAAUCUCAAAAUGGGACGUGGGGGAGCCUUACAGGUCCCUGCCCUGCUGGAGAGCAUGCAUUUCCUGAUGCCUGUUUGUUUCUCAGGCUUUUAAUUCUGAAGGACUCAAGUUUCUUCCUGGCCACCAGUGCAAAUGAUGGUGAUGUUACAACUUGCAGACACCCUCUGGCAAGAAAUUUAUCCUGGAACCUAAGUGUCACUCAUCAGGGCACUGACAGGAUUUGGCCGUUGCUUGCAGGGUGCCAUUGAAGGUGAGGAGAUGAGUCUGGCCAUCCUUUAAGAAGGGCCAAGAGUGGAGGAAGCUUCUGCACCCCCAGAAGUGCAUGAAGACCAUGCUUUGAGAGGCUCCAGCUCUUCCCUUUCAACCUCUGCUCAUUAAAUACUUGUCAUCCCUUGGCGUGGGAGUUAUUACGAAGCUGUAAGAGGCUGGAACAGAGGCUGGACAGUGUUAAAGAAAUAAAGCAGAUAUUUAUUAAAAACCCUUCAAAGGAUACACCUUGGGCAGUACAAGAACCUGGCCAUGGAUCCACCCAAGAUGGACAACAGGUCACGAGUUUUCACAGUUUUGUAAGUUUUGGUCCAUUGACAUAUUGGGGUUAAUUGUCCAAUUACAGCUUCAGAUUAUGAAGCCCCAUCCUCCCAGAUUGCUCUCCUCAAUUUGCUGUGGUUUAUACUUUUUGGGCCUGAAGCUGCAAGCAUCCUUGGUUCUUGGGCUGGAAAAGGAUUGUUUUGUCUAACUGAAAUGUGAGGAGAACUUGCUAACACUUUAUAUGAAAUUCAAAGUUACAUAUUAAUGCAGUACAGAAUCUGAAUCUGGAAAAUAUGAAAGGUUAAGACAUCAUUUAGGUGGAGGAGAUGUUGCACAGCUCAGCUGCCAGUGCAGAAUUGGGAUCCUUGGCACAGGACUUCAUGGGAAGGAUCCUGGCAUGGUCAUGAGACACUGUUUUCUCUUCCCCUGGUUCUGUGCCACUCACUAUAUGCAUCACUCAUGAGGAAUGAGGCUGUGUGAGGAGAAACACAGCAUCCCUGUUAGUAUCCUCCUACUAUUAAAAUGAUGGGAGCAGCCAGAUUAGUGCCUUCAGUCUCCUUGCAGUGGUUUCAGGCACAUGGAGGAAAUUCUCCAUUAGACACACUGUCUUCUUUUCCCCUCCCCUCAAAAAGAAAGGAUUUUAUUAACAAAGUUAUAAUUUUCUUUUAUUUAACUUUAUAGAUGAAUGGGUAAGAUUAUAGAAUAUCCUUAUUUUUUCUAAAUGCUGUAAUUAGGGCACAAGUGGACAUGGCUGUUCAUGGUCCAGCAAAGAGAAAGGUAAAGCUGCUGAGAGGACUAUGAGCUAAUGUUGGGGAUAGGCUGAGCAGUGCUGCCUUAAGCUGUCUCACAGGCUUCUAGAUGCCCUUUCCAUCCAACUUUUUACCAAAACCACUAUUUCUAACACUAUGCUGUAGCACUGCAGGACUUCAAGGUCUCUAAGACCUUGCAGACCAGAAGCUCUGCACAGAUACCUUGAGAACUGCUGCUAGGAAGAUUUCUCUGAUUUAUACCAUGGGUCACUGGCUAAAGCCGGGUUUAACUUGUCUCAGCCAGGAAAAAGACCCAGAUAAGGUUUGGGAGUUGGAAUCAGCCUUUUCACACAUGAUGCUUAUGUGAUUGAAUUUUAAAGCUUGCACUGUUGUGUAUCAGGUUUUCUGGAUGCUUGUAUUUGUACAUGCUGUCCUCUGUCAGACUGUAAUGCUGGUGGGUCUGUUUUUAACCACUUUUCUAAUUCCUAAUUGGUAUGAACUGUAACAUGAAUUGCCUUGACUGAGAUAAAAUUUUGGAAGACAAAAAGUUUAAUUAUGUCCAUCUGUACCAAGUUGGUGGGGCUGGUAGUUCAGGGAGAUUUGGGGCUUUUCUUACCCUAGUCUUCACUGAAAUCAGGGUUGAGAUUGUUGUUUUAUUUAAAGGUUGCAGCCUGCAGCUUUGAUGUAUGUUUUAAGAGGAGAAGCUGGCAGUAACCUCACUCUUGUGUUUGCAGUGGUGGCAGAAAAUCUCACUGGAUUGAGGAUUGUCCUCCCUAGGUCCUGACAGCAAAGAGACUAGCUGUGCCCUAGGGCUGGCCUGGAAAAGGCCAUGUCCAGAUGAACUCCAAUGUUAUGUAAUCCCCAAAGGGAUUUCCCCAAAUAGGGUUGUGGCCCUAUUUUUACAAACAUUCACCCCAAAAAAUCAACACCAAGUCUGGGGAUUUGCUAGUCCAUGCUGCCCUCAGAGGACACAUACUUCAAGACUGUAGGGGGUGAGCAAGAGGAGCCUGUUCUCAGCUUCCCUUGGGCUCUCCAGAAGGUCCUUCUGACCAUCCCCACUGUCCUCAUGGUUCCCCUUUCCAGAUGGCACAGACAGCAAGGACAUGGAUGGAAUAGAUGUUUGUGGCUAUAGGAGGGCCAGGAAUGGAUCAUGUGAUACUCAUGUAGGAGCCUGCCUUGCCCCACAUCACCCUCUUUGCCCCAGAUAAUGUUUUUCCAUCCGUUUCCAUUGUUACCGCACAAACCAUAGCUGCCUUAUGCCAUUGGACAUCACUAGCAGUGGCCAACCCAUACAGCAUGGCUUGAGGGUUAAGAGGGUCUUCAUUUCACUCCUUUUGCAAUAAAAAAUAUUUUACCAA